Molecule: messenger RNA, 1041 nt
Organism: Apodemus sylvaticus (European woodmouse)
Lineage: Eukaryota; Metazoa; Chordata; Mammalia; Rodentia; Muridae
Gene: Them5
Product: thioesterase superfamily member 5
Exons: 6
Coding region: 1-747 (248 amino acids)
Biological process (GO): long-chain fatty-acyl-CoA metabolic process; cardiolipin acyl-chain remodeling
Cellular component (GO): mitochondrial matrix
Source: RefSeq, a predicted model, not a curated record
AUGAUGUGGACAGGUUUCCAGGGGGUGGCAAGGCUUGUCCGCCAAGAAGCUCUUCACAGAAGCCCCCAUAUCCUGCCCAGACUCCGCCUGGCCUCAGCGUUUGGAUCCUCCACAGAUUCCCUGGUUGCCAGAUUCUGCCCAGAGAAGACAGAUUUGAAGGAUUAUGCCCUACCCAAUGCCAGCUGGUGUCCAGAUAUGCUGAGCCUGUACCAAGAAUUUCUGGAGAAAACCAAAUCAGGCAGCUGGAUUAAGCUACCCUCCUUCAAGUCCAACAGAGACCAUAUUCAGGGCCUUAAGCUCCCAUUUGGGCUGAUAUCUGCCUCAGACAAACAGGACUGGCGCCUCUUUACCAGGUCCAUCCUACUGGAAGGACAAGGCUAUGAAUAUGUCAUCUUUUUCCACCCAUCUGAGAAGAAGUCAGUCUGUCUUUUCCAGCCCGGCCCCUACCUGGAGGGGGCACCAGGGUUUGCCCAUGGAGGGUCACUGGCAGCCUUGAUGGAUGAGACAUAUUCUAAAACUGCAUAUCUGGCUGGCGAAGGACUAUUCACACUAAGUCUCAACAUCAAGUUCAAAAACCUCAUCCCCGUGGGCUCCCUGGCUGUCCUGGACAUUCAAGUAGAGAAGAUUGAGGACCAGAAGCUCUACAUGUCCUGCAUCGCCCAGAGCAGAGACAAGCAGACAGUCUAUGCCAAGUCCUCCGGUGUUUUCCUUCAGCUGCAGCUGGAAGAACAGUCCCAGGAGCAGUGACUGUGCCUGACCUUAAUGACUUGGCAGCCACAUAACAGACAAGAGUCCCCAGGAACCAGGUGGCAGACGGGGGAGAAGGCAUUUUCCCACCCCAUAGUCAGUCCAAGAACCUUCUGUAGCUGGAACCAAAAUCAUCCAAAGGCCAGAGAUGGCUCAGCAGUUAAGAACACUGGCUGCUGCUUGAUGCCCAGUACCAACAUGAUGGUUCACAGCUAUCUGUAACUCCUGUCCCAGGGAAUCCAAUACCCUCUCCUGGCCUCCAUGGAGUACCGGGCAUGCAUGUGGUACCUUACA